Gryllus bimaculatus (two-spotted cricket) is the source of this 6448-nucleotide messenger RNA. Lineage: Eukaryota; Metazoa; Arthropoda; Insecta; Orthoptera; Gryllidae. The record is from the annotation of a GenBank genome assembly.
ACGUGGCUGAAAAACCUUGAAGUUGUUGCAUUGUUACAUUGCCUGUCAAAGUUUUGUUACUAGGUUCAUGUACAGUGAAAAUUCGAGAUUGGAUGUGUUCUCUCGCAAAUAUUUUAUGAAUAAUGAGGAUGAUGAUUAUACUAGCAAAAUGCGUGAUAAAUUGCAAUGGCUGAUUUACACGGGAGUGUCACAGCAGUAGAAUGGUUUCCAUGUGUUAAUUCUAUUUCCUAUGGUCUUAAACAUGGCCCUGAAGCAAACGGUAUGAUUCGAGAGGCAACAAUAGGGUCACCUAGUCGACCCAAAGAUGGUAAACCUCCUUACAGCUAUGCCAGCCUUAUACGUUUGGCAAUUAGUAAUGCUCCAAAAGGAAAAAUGACAUUAUCAGAAAUCUAUCAAUACAUUAUUCAACAAUUUCCUUAUUAUAGAGAUGCUGGCACAGGAUGGAAGAAUUCUAUUCGUCACAAUUUAUCGCUUAAUAAAUGUUUCACAAAGGUAGCACGAUCAAAAGAUGAUCCAGGAAAAGGAAGUUACUGGAGUAUUGAUUAUACAUCAAGUCAGGAUGAAGGUUUCAACAAAAAGAAGAAACCAGUACAGCUCUUCAGAGCUUCUCCUUACAGCCCAGAGUGUAGUAGCAACAGUAGCGAUUAUAGCUGCGCCUUUACUUCAGUUAGGUCAAAAGUGGCAGCUGAUUGGCCAUGCUCUGCAGGAUACAAUGUCUGUAAAGAAACUACAGAAAACGAAAUAGGUAAUUUGGAGCUUACUGAUACUGCAGAAUUUUCUGCUGUUCUUUCUGGACUUCUUUCUCAGUAUGGCAUGACUGUAGAUACAGAACAACAGCAACAACUUCUCCAACAAGAACUGGGAAACCACUUUACGUUACCGGGCAAUACUCCAUGCAGUGCUGUCAGGGCAAUUGAUUCCUAUAACAACACCAUGAAUCAAAACGAUGGUUGCUAUGUGGCUGAAACAUCAUAUUCAAGCUAUCAGACAGAAGUGAAUUCAGGUAGUGAGUCUUACCCCCAAGAAGGUCAAUAUGUUCAUAAUAAUAAUGCAUUUAAUUCUCAUGUGCAAAUCGGAAGAGUGGCGCCUGCUGAUACUUUAUAUGACCCUGACGCUGCCCACUUCAGUAGAUGUAAUACAUCCAAUAGUCCUUAUUGUAAUAUGUAUGAGGCAAAUGUUUCAUCUGUGCAAGGAUUUGAAAGUCAUUCGAUUCAUGGUAUGAUGGGAAUGGUACCUAUUUCCCAGAAUUUUGGAAGAGAAGUCAUUAGGAGUCAAUCAGAGCAAGGAUGUCAUCCUGAAAAUUUUGUAGAUGGUUCCAUUGCCCAUGGGUUUCAACCCAGCAGCUGCAGAUCCAGUCCAGCAGAGCCAGGUUUUGCAACAGAUUGUUUAAACAAUCCCUCAGAACACAGAUAUAAUCCUCGUAAUUGUGCAAGCAGUCAGGGAGAAAACUUUCAAGUCAAUAGCUGUUUACAGAAUCAAUCAAACCAUAGCUAUCGAUCAAAUGAUUGUAGGAUUUCCCAGGUGGAUCAUAGUUUUCAGAGCAGUGAACAGACGUACGCCAGUAGUGAAUGCCCAGGCUCCCCCUUCCCGGCUCCUGUUUGCAGUGCAGAGGAGUUGCUGGAUGCAGUAAUUCAUCAGGCCACAACCACUGCACCAGGAGUUGCUGCAACAACCAGGAAUACCUCUGAGGAAGAUAUUGAAGAUUUUAAUUGGGAUAAACUUUUAUAACAAUAAUGCUUUGUCAAAUAGUUGUGAAUUGUUUGUUGUUAUUGGGCAUUUUAUGAAACUUAUAUUUUACUUACAUUUGAAUCUUGGUUCAGUUUGUUAAACAUAUUACUUACAUAAUAUAUGAGAAGUUAAAACAUCUAUUUGUUAUAUUUAAGAAUAUUAAGUUUCUUUCUCUGAAACACUUGGUGGAUUAUAUUAGUCUUCAUAUGACUUCAAGUGAGAAAGAAAUUAAAUGUUAAAUUAAAUGUUUUACUUUGUUAAUAUAAUUACCAGCAAAUGAAAUAUUUUAAUCAUUGUGAAAAAUAGUAUUUCUUUAGCAGUAAAACAACAAUAUUACAUUUGAGGUUUUUAUCAUUUACUCAAAAAUUCAUAAGCGUGACUAGCUGGUAGAAAUGGCAUUUUACAUUAGAUAUUUCAUUUAUAAAUGUAAGACAAAAAAACUGUGAUUAUUGAAUAAGCAAACAUUUGGAACAAAGUACAUACAACAUGAUCUGUGUUUCACUUAGUUUGUUUUAGAUCGUUCAUGUAGAUAUGUAUUUUGUCCAAGAUCUGCUGCCUGCAAAGAUUAAAAAGUGCUGAGCAGAAAUUCCAUAUUCAAGCUUCUCGGUAGAAAUGCUAGAAUUGUGUGCUCUCUGUUGUUAAAGCUUUGUUUUAUAGCUUUUAAUGAAAAUAAUGCAGUUCCAUUUCCUCUAGAUUUAUGAAAGAAGGUGCCUAUAUGAUUACAUUUAGAUCAAGCAAUUUGCCAGUCUUGAAAUAGAUCUGUUUAGAAGUAAUAAAUCAGGAGAUGUUUACCUCAUUACUUUUAUAGAUUAUACACGUUUAUGUUUAUUGCAUGAACUGCGAAAUAUGUGAACCUCUCAAAUAAUCAUGCAAGGAUUAUUAUUUGCCCUUUUCAAGGUCAAAUAUAAUGUGACUUUGUUAAUGAUCUCUAUCUAGUAGUUUUCAAUAAUCUUAGUAGUAAAAUGUUUUUACCUCAUUUUAAGUUAAUGUUUUUGACAUUGUAUUAACAUGUUAAUAAUAUGGUGUGUUUAUAUGGUUUUGCUCUAAGGAUUAUUGUGUUCCAACAAACUGUUCUUCAUUCAGUACUUAAAAAUAUAUUUAAAUACUUACUACCUCUCUUAUUCACUGUCAAGUAACUGAGUGCUGUUGUGAGUUAGUGAAGUGACAUAUUUUCACUUAUUUUUAUAAUGAAAAGUGAAAAUACCUCCAAUGUUGUUUGAAUUUCCUUUUAAAUUUGCAGAAUGUAUUAUUUUCAUUCAUAAUACUUCUUUAUUUACUUAAUUUUUUGAAAAAGUGUUAUUGGUGCAAGUGUGGCACCAAUGUCUUCAUACUUCUUCUUUUAAAUCUUAUUGAUGUAAAAAUUAACAUUUGGUUACAAAUUACAGUUCAUUCACUUAAAGUGGCCAAUUUGUCCUAAUUCUUUGUUAGACAAUGUUCAUGGAGUGAUAGUGAUAGCUAAUUUGAAGUGGUGUGCUUUGAAGUUUGCACUUCAUGCAUUGAACUUAUCAAUAAAAAUUAUGAACAUUACAAAUUCCUAUUGCCAUAUGCUCAGCCAGAAUGUAACAAUUGUUUAAUAUGAAUCAGAAUAGUUAAAAUAAUUUUUACAUACAUGUACAAAGUACAUUUUGUGAAGAGGACCUUUUGAAAGUGUGUUUCAGCAGGUCAAAUGGAAGAGUUAAUUAUUACUGCUUAUAUUUGUGUGUAUUGGUAGCAUUGAAAGAUGGAUGUUUGUUGAAGUGAUAUGAUAAAUUUGGUUGUGCUUGUAAGAAAAACUCUACGAUUAAAAUUUUUUGUGAAAUUUUAAUUAAGCUUUAUAAAAAUAUAUGUACAUAUACGCUUGCAGAAUAUCUGUUUGUGUUUUAAACUACUUAAUGUUGAUUGAAGUUUGAUUACUAACAUAAUGAGAUUAUUAUUGUUGUUUUUUAUUGUUUUUUCUACAAAAUCUAUAAUAUUCAGUUUUUAUUGUUAGGGAACAAAAAAUCUUAUAUGUAACAUAGCUGUAUAUUUUGAUUAUGUGGUUCUCUUUGUAAUUAUGGUAUACAAUGUUUUAAGGUCUUUAAUCAUAGCAUUGAAGAAAAGUUCUCUUUCUAUUCAAAUUGCACCUUUUUGUUGCCAUACUGAUGUUCCUUAUUUCUUUGGGGUAAAACUAUGUUUUUCCAUAAAUUAUUCUACAUGAUUGCUGAAUUUUGUACCUGAUAAUAAUAAUUUAUUUUACCAUAAGGGGUACAGAAUUUAAGUAAAAGAGCAAAUGUGCUUUUUGUAUUUCUAAGGGUUUUUUCAUUAUAGCAGAAAUGGUAAUUGCGAGUGUACCAUAAUUUCCAUUUGAAAGCCAAUUUUUGUUUGCAUACUUUUUUUUACUUUUUUAUAACUGUUUAAAGGGCAUUUCACUUUUCACCAAAGGGUAACAUAAAAUAUUGUGUUAUUAAUGAAGUUUUAAUAGAUUUACAGUUGUAACAAUUGCUCAAAAUGUAGUAUCUACCUAAUCUAGAGACAUGUUACUGAAAGAUUUAUUUAUCUACUUAUUGCUACACAAUUGUGUAUGCUUUCAUUCAGCCUAAUUGUUGUGAUAUUUAAGUAUAAGCAUUUUGUUUUCUAUUGUCUUUUCCAUUUAACAUGCUUCUGUAUGAUUACCAGGUAUUUCUUUAGAAUUUCUACAUUGCUGAAUUUUAUGCAUGAAAAGAGAAUGAAUGUAUUUUAUGCCACUUUUGUUCAGUUGUGCAAUGCCACCAGGACAUGUUGUCUGGCUGUUUAGGGACCAAGCUGUAAUGCACAGACACUCAGUGUAUCAUCCCAUCAGUCAUAGUUAUAAUUUUCCCACUUCUUCAAGCAAGACAUAUUGGACAAAUUACAUCAAAAGCAAGAUAAAUAUAUACGAACAACCACAGUGUGAACACUAUUUGGUAAGCUACUUUCAGCAUAUCUGGAUUCCACAUUUCCUACAUCUUAAUUUGAAAAGGCUGAGAUCUUCAGUUUAGACUUACGAACUUAAAAUUCAUAUUAUGGAAUAAUUAUGUACAAUUUAUCAUUGAAUUCUACUUUUUAAGUUUUUGUAAAUAUUUGCAAUAUUUUAGGGCCUGUGAACUAUUUCAGUUAUUGGAGACAAUUAUGACCAGCCAUUGCAGUCUGUAUACUGUGGUUGUCUUCAGUUUACUUUACUUGCAAUGUAGAAAUUGUCCUAUUACAGUGAAAAAAAGUAUACAAUGUAUCUAUAUGAGUUAUUUUGUUUUUACAAGUAAUUGUUAUUAAUUUUGCAGUGAUCCUUUAAUAAUAAUUUAAAAUAUCAAACUUUUCAUUAUAUUUUGUAGAAUUUUUUGAUUUUAUACUUUUUCCUUUUUAUUUUUUUAUUUGCAAACUUUUAUCAGAUAGAAUGUUCUAUAGGUUCAUUGCCAGCAAAUUUUGCAGUGAGGCAGACUGUUUAUUACCGAAAUCUGCCAACUGCUCUUGUAUUUACUCUGAAUCAGUGUUUGAAACGAGAAGCUGUACAUUUUAUUGUGUGAGUCUAUAAGAUAUGUAAUUAAAAUGUUUAAUGUGAUAUUGGAUUGUUUCACAAUGUGUUGGUAACCAAUAUGUUGUUCAAGGGAUGAUAAUCAGGCGAAUAAAAACAGCUAGUUCACUAGAAAGUGUUACUCUAUCCUCAAAGUGUAUCAUAACAAUGAAAUGUUACAUGUAGAAUUGCACAAUACAAUGGACAUCAAUGAAUUUAUUACCUAAUAUUGUUUACACAAGGUGAAAUCAUUUUAAGGAACUAAGUGUAGAGAAAUACACAAAAACAAUUUAAUAUUUUGGAAUUAAAUAAUUUUGUGGAACAUGAAACCUACUGCAAAACAUGAUAAUGUGCAGUAUCUGGUGAAUGCAUUCCAUUCAUUUCUUAUUUGGAUUUUCAACACUCAACAUCUUGAAAUGUGCUAAUUCAAAUGUUCCAAUUCAAAAUGUCUAGUCAUAAGAUAUUGCCAUUACAAAUUACACUAAAGUAAGUUCACAGAUUAUUGUAAAAUAGCUAAUUACAAUUCUAUAAAAUGCAUUAUUACAAAUUAAUUUCAAUCUCACAUGCAAGACAUUUCAUCAUCAUUAAUAUUCAAAUAAUCUGACAACAUAAUUAAUUCAUUGAUGUGUUUUGUAAUGUUUUAAAUUUAAAUGUAAUGUGGAGUUCUGUGAGAUAUGCCCUGAGGACAGAAUAAUAUUUGCAGUUUUUUUUACCUGAUCAACAUUCCAAUAAUAACAUACCACUUAUGUCUUGAAUAUAAUUUUCAUUCUAACAUUUUUUUAUUUGUAAAAGAUAAUUUACAUCUUCUUAACCCUCACUUUGUUAUGAAGCUUUUCUUUUGAUUUAUAAUUACAAGCACAAGAGAUGUAUUAUUAAAAAGUAAUGAGUAAAUGUAUAAACACCGACUAGUGCUUGUUAAUAAAGAUAAUACUUGUCAUUUCAAGCAGGUUGUGACUUGGUUAUGAACAUUGUCAAGUGCCUAAAAUUUUCACAGUAUGUUUAUUUCUUAUUAAUAUUUUAUUUGUGUGUGAGUGUUAAAACAAUGUUUGUUUGUCCCAUUUCUUUAAAAUAAGUCUUCUUUAUGAAAUAGAAGAUUCAUUAAUGCUUCUUGAAUAUUGUAUAUAUUAUAAAAAAUACUGUUUUUAUACAUACUUGUAAUUUCAAGCAAAUCAAAGGCCAGUUCAGUGAUGUGCAAUUUAAUUUUUAAAUGCCCAAUUACACACUGUGGAUUAUUGA